Molecule: messenger RNA, 2006 nt
Organism: Anoplophora glabripennis (Asian longhorned beetle)
Lineage: Eukaryota; Metazoa; Arthropoda; Insecta; Coleoptera; Cerambycidae
Exons: 1
Coding region: 185-1522 (445 amino acids)
Source: RefSeq, a predicted model, not a curated record
CACCGCGGCCGAGAAGUAGGUUAGUGCAGCCAGCGUGGUGGGGCGACUCCACUCGCGCCGUAGCCGCUCCGAAGUGGUCGCAGUCGGUUCAGUCGUCGCCUGCCGGUUUGCUAUUCCGCACGGAAUCAUUCGCAGCUCGCCCGUAAGGCAUGUGAGCCGUCGCAAUAAGCGCGAUCUGCUUGCCAUGAGCCCCGCUUCCUCUGGCAAUCUCGAAGUGGAACGCUACAUCGGAGCCUGUCUGAUUUCGCAGAAUCGAUCGAAGAACGCGACCGCCGGCAAAGUGCGAAACGAGCAUAUAUUUCCCCAGAACAGGGACCACUACAUCCCUGACAUUUAUCAGCACCAUGUGAACUUUCGACUGCAGAGAUGCCAGUCCGUGGACGGCUGGGCAGGUGGCAUGCCGCUGAUCUCCUUCGCCAAUCACCAGAGACGAAACAGGCGCAACGAGGCCGACGUAGGAGCCAACAGGACGGAGGAUCACCACGCUAACCCGCUGGCGAGGCUAGCGGUGCACACCCAGGGCGCGCCCCUCAUCCUGGCCAAGAGCUACAACCACCGCAAGAACAAGGUGCACAGGAACAAUGCCGCGUCGACCAAGGUCUUCGAGAACUCCAACAACAAGAAACCAAAUAAGUGUCAGGAACAACAGAACAGUUCUGGUGCCGGGGUGGACGCUGUGAGUGUGACGAGUGACGAGAGUUCGGGCUCCGCCAACUCCGAGAACUGUUUACCGCGCAUUAUAAAACCGCGGAAGCGGCGGAAAAAGGACCGGAAGCCUCCACUGCUCGGACGGCCGUUGAGCCAGGACGGGUUCUCCACCGACAGCGCCAGCCCCGACAUCGACAACGCCCAGUCGGGCGUGCUGACCAUCGGCCCCUUCAUACCCUUCACGUUCGACCCCUUUCCCUCGUACAGAGUUCCUGAGUCGCCCCAGCUGAUCGACAGGUGCCACAUCUUGGGCGACAUCUCCGAGACCCCGAAGCUACACCACUCUUUCGAGGACAUCGAAGAGUUGGAUGAUGGUAAGGACAUCAACGGCAACCAGUCCACCAGCACGUGCCAGUGUCGCUACUGCGACCCCAGCGGCCAGAUCUGGGACGUGGACAGGAACUGCUACUCGCCGUUCCUGACGCCCCCGAACAGCCACAGCAAAUCGUUCCACUUCCCCAACCUAAAUCUGGACGUGGCGUACUCCUGCCCCGUGUCCAACAGCGAGAAUCACUGCUUGGUGCACAGCAUGUCCACCAUUUCCCUGGAGGAGGAAGAGAACAAGAAGCUUCCCCCUUCGAGAUCUUCCAGUUCUUCGUCUUGCAGGGACCUGGAGGUGUCCACGGAGAUCGUGACGUCGCUGAACGGACACCGGGACCUGGAGAUAAGGUUCUUCUCGUCGCCGAGCGUCGACGCCGGUGCUAGGGAUAAGGAUCCGGAGAAGAAUCAAGCUAGUGCGGCGGAACUGAGCGAGCCCGGUAAAAUGAACAGGUGCGCUGUAAAUAGUGAGUGUAAAUUCGUGUCUGAAGAGUAAACAUGCUCCAUUUGGGCUACGUACCCUUUAUCUUAUCCCCCGUGAGAGGCUUUAUGACCCGGUAUUGUUUGAGAGUUCCUUUAUUCCGUGUAAACACGGAGGGCUUCGUUAGAAUAACAAAAACGCCGCGAUACUGGUAAAUGUCGUAUAUCACAGUCGCCAGCGUCUAAAUAUUUGUUCAAGGUCAUGUGUCGUAAAAGUUACUGAUAAAGCGGCUAUUCAGGUAGAGCAAGACGUGUUUUUUUUUUCGAACAGGAAUCCUGAAAUAAUUUUAACGAUUUGUAGAGUGGAACCAAAUUUUAUUUUUUCCUUCUCUCAAAAACUGAUUGAAUUCCUUUAGAUAUGCAAUUAAUUCUGAAAUUAAUUAUAAGUCCCGGUUGGAUUUGCAUAUUUUACUAGUUCCAGUGUAAUUAUAUGUUUUUUUUUGUUCGUUUAUAGAAACGGUUUAGUAAUUUAACAAAUCACACUUGUCAUAGAGCCCCCA